Molecule: messenger RNA, 1446 nt
Organism: Diaporthe amygdali
Lineage: Eukaryota; Fungi; Ascomycota; Sordariomycetes; Diaporthales; Diaporthaceae
Exons: 2
Coding region: 1-1446 (481 amino acids)
Source: RefSeq, a predicted model, not a curated record
AUGCCUUCAUUCUCUUACAGCAUUUCGGCUCGGCUCGCGAGGACCGUUGGCAGCACCCUCAGUCGAGUUUGGACUGGUCGGGUCUCUAAAACGUCCUCAACUCGACGCCGUACUACAUCUCCACCUGGCAAAAGCUUAGGGCUCAUCCACCCAGACCCAAUAGCACUCGCAUCUAGGAGUUCUUCAUUCGAGGAGGAGGACGGCCCUGAGCAUCAAGUCAAGCAGGAAAACGACCGUGCUAUCAAGAAAGAAGAAGAUCAAUGCGACUAUUCAAUUGCUGCUCACGAGGACGACCACGAGUACAGUAUGGGCGCCGACUCAGAGGAGGAGCUUGAUGAAGAAGAAAUGUUCGAGGAUUCUUUGUCACAUGCACAGGAUGUAGUUUCUAUGCUGGGUGAUGUAGCCGACAUGGACAAACCCAUUCAAAGCAUAGAGGUCUAUGAUGAGAUUUUGGACAGUCAGGACGCCUCGCCUAGCCUCCGUGGUGGCACCAGAGUACCUGAGGACGGCGACGAUGGCGAUGAAGAGGACGAUGAUGCAAAUCAGGAUGAAUAUGAGGAUGACGACGAUUACGAGCAACCUCCCACCAACCCUGACGAUUACUAUGAAUCCGAGGAGGACUUUGAGGAUGAGUACGACGUUGACCAGGCGGACCUCGACUGGUAUCGGCUUGAGAGAACCAGGGUGGCGAACAUCAGAGACUGGGCAAGAGAUGCUGCAAAGGCGCACAAGCUCAUGACGCUGUGCGGCCAAUACUCAUUGUUGCCCUCAUCCUGGGAGUGUGAUCUCAUUGAUCACCCUUACCUGACCGGGUUAUUCGCGCCGAUAGAUGAGGAAAAGAAAACACUCAUCAGGGCAGAGUCGAAUCAAUUUAGAGCCACGCGAGCUCUGAGGAACCUUUUCGAGCUACACAUUCGCAUCUGUGCCUACCGGCAAGAUGGUCUUCACGACAAAAUCGGCGACCUGAUCGACAAGGAAAUCCGGAAAUACAACGCAGCCGUCGAGAAGGACGCCAAGUUGCUUGGCUCCUACGCCUACUCCAGCCCUAUCAUGAUCAUCAAGUUUGCCACCCUCCAGUUUGCCCAAGUCGAUGAGGAUCAACUCCAGACAUGGGUACAUCAGCAAGCAAUGCUGUCCUGCCGACGAAGCGUCGAAGACUAUCACAAUCAGUGGGCCCAGCGAGGAGUUGAGCACUAUCCACGUGUGAUGUAUGCCUUUGUGAUCAUUCAGCAGACGGUGCAGAUCUGGGCGAUUGACACAGAGCUUCCAGAGGAACAGUUGGGCAAUCCCUACCCUCUCAGGAGUAUCGACAUGUCCAAAAGGAACGACUGGCUCAACUGCACAUUUUCGAUUGCAAUCCCAAUUUACCUGGCGAAAGAAUCGCUGUUGGCACACCGUUGGAAUUUCCCGAAGGUAGAGGUGGAAGAUUCCGAUACUGACCUGUGA